ACGUGAUGUCGGUCUGUCUCCCAGCUCACCCUUAAAAGACGCGCCGCCGCCGAUAUUUCGAAUCAAAACAAUAACUCUACGAUGUAAAGUGCGGAAUCCAAUCGAAAAAAAUUUGAUCAUUGGUGAUAGACUUAUUUUUGAACAUGGGUUCAGUGAAGUUGGCCGUUUUUUGGUUAAUUUUUGUUUUUGUUAAUCAAGUGGUAAUUGCGAACGGGGAAGGAGAAAGUAGAGUGAAUUGUCAAAGUGCUGAAAUUGACGGAGACUCCGGUGCUCCGUGUACAACAGCGGAAAUUUUUAGGCGCUUGGAAAAGGAGAUAAAACCCAUAAAUGACUCAUCCGUGGAAAAUUCGGGCCCUCCCGAUUCCCACGAAGCGAUGAAUAAUCGAGAAGUUUUCUCGAACCCUUCAAAAAUACGCGAAAAGAGAAGUUUCGAGUUCCUGAUGGGGCUUAUAAACAACAAUUCCAGGUAUGAAGUUACCAGAGUGGACCCAGAGCGUACUACACAACAACCGAAUGUUAUUUCUGAAAAAUCAGAGGUGAUCUCUAAAAGAAAAAAUCUCGGAGCCAGUGAAGUACUUCUCGAAUUAAUGGUAAGGAUAGCCUCUCAUCCUGAUCAAUGGGAUCGUGUUCAUAAAUUAUUACAGACCAUAGAUCAAGAUCUGAAGGCUUCAAGAAAUGUAGUCGAACAUGUUCAGAAUCUAUCGAGCUCAUCGGAUAUCAUUACGAACAAUUUGGAAAUAACUACCUUUAGACCAACUCUGUCAACGGAGAAACACAAUGUUACCAGUAAAUAUAAUGGGACCCUUAAAAUUAAGAAGAAAGUGGAGGAAGAGUUGCCUUGGCCAAAUUUUGACGAAAGUGACAAUAAUGUAAAAUUUGUAAAUAGUUCUUAUACGAAAUUAAACGAAACUCAAAGUCAAAAUUUAGUGGAGAAAGCAAAAAACAAAACUAGCAAGUCUGCAUAUCCGAAGAACUUUACAUAUCACCGAGUAACAGGCAAACCUGAUAGCACAAGUAAAAACCCAAAAGCCUACAUCGCUGUAUCCAUUAUUGCACCAAAAACUGCUCCAGAAGACACUAAUUCCAAACAAAGUGACGAAGUAACUUUAGAAAAUGAGCUACACCAGCUGAAGCCGUGGAGCCACGUCCAGAAUCUCAAAAAUAUGGAAUCUAUAAGAUCUAAAUGGCAUGCGAAGAAAAAUCAGAAAAAGAGAAACUCAUAGAAACCGGAAGAGUAAUUUGUGAAUAUUAUAAAUAGAAAAAAACAGUUUCAGUAAGAAUAUUUUGUUUUAGUUUUGUACACAAUAUUUUUAAAUGUGAAAAAUUUAAUAUUGCUAUUCUGGGUGUAACAAAUUUAUGUAUACAGGGUAUUUCAAGAUUAGCUUACAAUAUAUGAAAAUUGAUUUAUGUGGAUUGCAAGUUAUGACGAGCGUAAGUGAACUACAACUUUGUUAUUUUAAAUACUACAUAGUAUAUCCUGCAUAUUAUUGCAUUUUUAAAUUCUUCCUAAAAUUCUUGAUGCAAUUUGUACAAGGUGCCAUAACUCAAAACUUUACAUCAUUUGAGUUAUUCGUCUUUUUAUAAAGACAAUAUUCUGAAAGUUAAUCUUUGAUCAAAAAGGGUAGCUAUCAGAUAGACAGACUUAAUCAUCAUCAGUGGCAUCACAGCUCCUUAUGAGCAAAAGCCUUCUUCAAAACAAUCGUCCAUUGACCCCUGUCUCUGACAACUCUUCUCCACGCUCUAACUCCAAUAGAUUUUAAAUCAUUCUCUAAGUUAUCUUGGUACCUAAGUCUCGGUCUUCUUCUUGCUCGUUGUCCUAUCGGCCCUCUUCGGCCAAAAACUUUUCUGACUAUGGCAUCUUCCUCUCGCCUGAUUAUAUGCCCUAUCCAUUAAGGUUUGUUGCCUUAAUGAAUUUUACAACGUCAGGUUUCCCAAAAUUUCUAUAGAACUUAAAGUUGCAACGCAUGCGCCACAAACCUUGCUCUUUUAUUCUUCCAUAUAUUCUCCUUAGGAUUUUUCGCUAGAAACGUUUAGGCAUUUCUUGGUCUAUCUGUGCAAGUGUAACUGACCACGUGUCUGCUCCAUAUGUUAGCACUGGUCUUAGUGUUUUAUAACCGGUCUCUUUAAUUUUUUUGUUUUGAGGUCAUUUGUCUUCUCAAGCUAUAUUAACACUUAUUGGCAAGCACUAUUCUUCUUCAAAUAUCUUCGCUGGCGGUGAUAUUUUUAGUCAACAGCAGGCCCGGCCCCAGGAGUGGGCAAACUGGGCGGUUGCCCAGGGCGGAAAAUUCGGGGGCGGCAAAUUUUAGAGCACAGCCAAUUUUUGAAAUUGAAGAAAUAAUAAAUUAUGUUUUUAAUAUUAUAAAAACCAAUACUAUGAACAAGAGCGGCAAAAAUGCAACUGUAAAAACGAGAAUUAAGUAAGUUAAACCAUAAUAAUUGCAAGGUUUGGAAUUGCAAUUCGACGGAAAAUCGACAACAUCGCCUUCUUCUUUAUCGCAUAAGAAUAGUAGGAUCAGAACUAAACUAAAUUCACUGAAAUUUACUUAAAAUUAACAUUCCUGAAAAUGGAUAUAAUAAUUAUAAACAUAUGGCAGAAGCUUUGUCCAGCCAUGCUAAGUCUCCAGCUCAUCUACAGUUACAGCGACAGUGGGUAGAACUAGCAAUUAGACUAGAAUCGGGCAAAAUCAUAUAUGAAGAAAUACAAAAAGUUCUAAAUUCAGAAACUGGUUAUUGGAAAAAUGUAAUACAACGACUUAUUAUAUCAAUAAUACAGUUCUUAGCGCAUCAGUGUCAUCCUAUGAGGGCGAUUCUGAUAAACAUGUUCAUCAAAACAAUGGUAAUUUUUUAAGCUUUCUGAACUCUAAAAAUUUUGAUACUGUGUUACAAGAGCACAUUAGGAGAAUAACUAAUGGGAGUAACAAGCAGCAUCACUACUUGGGAAAACGUAUUCAAAAUGAAAUUAUUCAGCUCCUCCAUGAUUAAAUCAAAAAUAAAAUUUUAAACUUUUUUAAAUCAGCAAAAUAUUAUAGCAUAAUUUUAGAUUGUAUAUCUGAUAUUGCUGGGGUGAAACAGGUGACUAUUGUUGUACAUUUUGUCGAUUUAGAUUCCUGUUCACAAAGUAUUAAAAUUUAAGAACAUUUUCUUGGAUUUGUGCCUCUAGUGGAAACCACUGGCUUGGGAGUUACAGACACAGAGUCCCAGAAUGGACUGGGAAUACCUUUGGAAGAUAUGAGAGGACAAGGGUAUGAUAAUGGGGCAAGCAUGGAAGAGAAGAACUGGGGAGUUCAAAACAGAAUUUUGAAUAUGAAUCCUAGAGCAUUUUUUGUCCCAUGUUAUAGCCAUUCACUUAACUUAGUCGUGAACGAUGCUGUUAAAGCCGCACAAAAUUUACAACUUUUUCUCGGCAUCUAUUCAUCGUUGAACUAUGCUGAAAAAUCAUAUUUCUAGCCUAACUAAAAGCUUUGCCCGAAACUAUAUUGGGAAAGUAGAAUAAUUGAUGCAAUUACUCUCAUUAGAUACAAAAUUUAACAAAUUUACGAUGCUCUUGUAGAAAUCACUGUCAAUAAAAACAAAGAUAAAAUGGUUGCUCAUGAGGCAAGCUGUUUAGCAAAUCAAAUCCGUAAUUUUUCUUUUCUUUGCUCUGUGGUAAUAUGGCAUAACAUUUUACUUCACAUCAACAUAGUCGCAUAUGCAGAGUAUUGAUAUGGGAGCGUGUCAAGUUAUAAGUUUAUUAGAAAAAUCGGAAAUCCAUUUUAAGUCUAGUCUCUCGGAAGUGUUUUAAAAUUCCAAGGCUAUUUGACAGACGCAAAAGGGCUCAUCAAAGCUAUUAGAAAUUAGAAUCCGGAAACUAGGCUGAAGAUGAAAGUAUGGACCUAGAUCCAGAGACACAAUAUAAAGUUGACUUCUAUUUAACAACUAUAGACACAACCGUUAAUGCAUUAAGUGGUAGAUUUCAGCAAAUUAAGAGCCAUGUAAAAUUUUUGAGUUUUUGCCUAGGGCGGCAAACAAAAUCUCUAGGAGGGCCGGGCCUGGUGAACAGAGAGCCUAGGUAGUUUUAGACCUUCCAGAUAGACAGACAAUGAUACUAUUUAAAGAACAAUACGUCAGACUCUUAACUUAGAAAUGAAAUAAAAGUGUAAAAUAAAAUAAAUUUUUUACACCCAGUAAAGCAAAACUGCUGCUUAAAGCACUGCAGGAAAUGAUAAUGUCUAAAUUUGUAGUGGAUAGAUAAUAAAAAUUGUACAUUAACAAACACAGUAUUCGUUGAGAACACCCAUCAUAAGAAAACACAUAUUAUUAUGUUAUUAAAACACAUAUUAAAAGUUAAUUUUGUGAUACUAAGAUCAUACCUUCGUUUAUAGACAAGGCGAAAACGGCGGGUUCUUUGGAGAAAAUAUUCCCAUGAGAUUUUUUUGCAUAAUCACGUUUGUGAGACAUUCCAGAAUAAUAUUCAAGAAGUCGCCCACGCGAAAAGUGGUCCAAAUUUUUUUAAUCAAUUUUUGUUAAUCAAAUUGCAAAAAAUCAAUAUUUUUGACUGGGACUUUCUUUAGGUUUUCUGGACCAUUCUGGAUAAAAAAAGUGUCUUAUAAUUUUUCUCUAAAAUUGAUCGUUUUCGAGGUAAAAGCAUUUUAAAAUUGAAAAAACGAAAAAUGGCGAUUUUCAAGGCUUAAUAACUCGGUUAAAAGAUAUUACUAUUAAAGUGAGAAAGUUACUAAAUCAAAGUUUAAAGCCCCCCCUACAAGAUCCUGAAGAAAUUUUUGUCAUUAUUUGAUUACUAAGCUGUUAUUUUUAAGUAAUAAUAAUGAGCGCCAUGCACGUAUAAGGCGGCUGUCCAUGAUAAGUGCGAAAGAGAUGCCAUUCAAGCAGUCCAAUGGUGCAUCUCACUCGCACUCACAUUUACAGCCGCGUCAAUACGAACUUACCGCUCAAUAUUAAUAAUUAAAAAUAACAGCUUAGUAAUAAAUUAAUCACACAAAUUUCUUCAGGAUCAUGUAGGGGGGGGGGGGCUUUAAAUUUGAUUCAGUCAAUUUCUGACUUUCAUAAUAAUAAUUUUUAACCGAGUUAUUAAGUCUUAAAAAUGGCCAUUUUCGCGUUUUUCAUAUUUUCAAUUGCAUACAACUCAAACACGGUCAACUUUAGAGAAAAAUUAAAAGAGACUUUUUUUGUCCGGAAUGAUCCGAAAAAUCGAUAAAAAAAUUUGUCCGAGCCGAAAAUAUUGAUUUUUGCAAUUUGAUUAAAAAAAUUGUUAAAAAAAAUUUGGACCACUUUUCGAGUGGGCGACUUCUUGCACCUUAUUCUGGGGUGUCUCACGAAUGUAAUUAUGCAAAAAGAUCUCAUGGGAAUAUUUUUUCCAACGAACCCGCCAUUUUUGCCUUGUAUAUUAGUAAUACUGAGUUAUUUCAUUAAUAUAAAAAUUAUAUCCAGUCCAGUCCAGAGAUAAUUCCGCUCAAUCUCUAAAAAUCAUACGAGCAAGCUGAAUGUGGCUGAAAAUGUCAAUUUUGUGCCCUCAAAAAAAAUGCAAAAAAGUUUUCUUUUCCCUACCCUACAAAUAUGCUUAGAUGCUAAUAAAACUGGGCUAUACAAUCUUCCAAGAAUGUUUAAAGAACUUUUUUUUGAGAAUGUGAAACAUUAGUUAAGUAAUUAAAAAUGUAAUUUUCAUUACACCAACAAUUGGGGCUAAAUAUGUUUUGCUAUUAUUAGGUAAAGUAUGGUCUCAGUAUUUAUUUAAAUAGCAUAACUAUUUAUAUUAUUAAAAUAGAGUAAAAAGAAUAAAAAUUUAAUUAACUUUUUUUAAUCUUAUAUUAACGGCGUAGGCGCAAAAGUUCGCGCCAAUAUGUUUUAAAUACUUUUAAAUAUUUUUCGAAUCCUGAGAAAACUAAUAAGUAUUUUUUAAAAAUUUAAACGCAGAAUGAAAGAUUACAUUAUUACCGAGGGCCGAAAGUCCCUUAGAAUAACCAAAAAGUUUAUUUUGAAUGAGAUAUUUGAAAUUAAAAAUCACACUAAAUUUUCUCUUUUUUUUCACCACUGUAACUUAUUAAAAUAAACAUUAUGGAAGUUUUCGGGGAUAUUCGGCCCUAGGUAAUAAUGCAAUCUUUCAUUCUGCGUGUAAAUUUUUAGAAAAUGCCUAUUAGUUUUUUCAGGAUUAAAAAAAUUAAUGCAUUUAAUACAUGAUGGCGCGAAAUUUUGCGCCCACGCUCUGUAAACUAAACGUUUACAAAUUGUUUUAUCUCCCUAUAUUAAAUAUUUUUAACACUGGAUUUUAUGUGAAAAUUUGUCAUUCUUUUGUGAAAUAUCAUUGUAAUUUGAUGGAUAGUUUAGACUGAUUUUAAAUUCAUUGAUGAAUUAUAUUUUAUUUGCAAGAUUUUAUUUUUAGAUAAAACAAUCUGCAAAACGUAAUCAUUUCCGGAAAAAAUAUAUAUUUUUCAAAAAUUUGACAGUUUAGUGUAAAAAGACACAAAUUGUAUGUAUAAAAUCUAGUUAUAGUUACAGACUUAUAUCAGAACAAAACAAGCUGUUGUAAAAAAUAUCACAGUAAAUGUCUUUUAGCGAUAGACGCUACAGUUAUGUAUUUUUAAUUAAACUUACGUGAUAGUUAUUAAUGAGAACGCAAAAGGAAAAAAUAUCAAAAUUUGCCCAAGAAUCGUUAUUACAAUCAUUAUCAAAAUCAGAACUAUGUCGUAAGCCUUUCAGUCUCGUAUUAUACUGCUUUUUUGGUCUGCCCUUCUGUUUGUGUGCACUUCUUUGAUUCUUUAUAUGUAGAGUAGGGAGGUCGAAUCAAGUCCUACAGUACUUAGGUCGCAAUUGACCCAUUGUGCAUCCUCCUUGGGAGCUGUCGUCCUUAUCUCAUUGUCCAUCCUGCAAAUUCCAUGCAAUUUCCAGAAUGGUAGACAAAUCAUAGGACAUGCUAGACAGUUUCGUCGUUUCAUUCACACUUCCUUCGUAGAAGUGUAUCUACUAGCCCCAGUAUGUGGCGGUGUUUGCUUGAUUGACAAUGGUCAGUUUAAAAACCAACUGUCAAGCGUAGGUUCUUCCAGGUUAUUUCCAAAUACUUUUCUGAUGAUAACUUCCCAAGGUUCAUUAGAGUUACUUUGGCAAGUCUACAUGCUGAUAUUUCUUCCCAUCUUCUCACGGUUUGCGUGUGGGAGCGACAUUUGGCAAUUUCCGCGAUUGUUGUAGUUGAUCAGCCAAAAAGAUCACCAGGUCCUAAGAGUCUUAGGCUUGUUACCUUCCUAGCUAGCUGGUCAGCAAUGCGGUUGUCUUUAUUCCCAUUGUGUCCUUUAGCCCACCUCAGGAUAAUGUUGUUACCAUCCGAAACUUGGGCUAGUGACUAAUGACACUCCAAUUCUGAUGUGACACGUGGUCUAUCCAGGGUUAGUAGGGCUUGUCUGCUGUCUGUGCAGAUUAUUGUGGUUUUACCGGCUAUUCGCUGUGUGUAAGUACUUGCAGAGGAUACGAGAAACGACCGUGCGUGAGUAGCGGAGAAAUCUUACAACUUUCUUAACAUAUUUCGUAAAUAAUUCUUCUUCUUCUUCUUCUUCUUAUUCUUGUAAUAGGACUAGGUCCUGUUUCUUCUGUUACAGUCUUUGCUGCGAUCCGGAGCUCCAACUCUCGUACCAUCGUUUUUUGGGUCUUCCUAUGGGUCGCUUGGUGUUGGGCUUCUGUGUUUUCGCCCAAUGCGCCCUACGUUCAGGGUCCAUCCGAUCUACGUGGUCCCUCCACAUGCGUCGUCGCGCUCUUGUCCAUCUCACUACGUCCUGAACGCCUAGCUCUCUCAAUGUGUCUUCGUUUCGUACUCUAUCUCUGAGUGUGAUACCUCUUAUGGAUCUUAGGGUUUUCAUCUCUGUUGUUCUCAUUAUCUGUUUGGUCUUUGUUGUCUCGGCCCUUGUCUCAGCUGCGUAUGUCAGUACGGGUCUAACACAUGUCUUAUAAAUGCGGACUUUGCUUUCGGUGCUCAUAUAUUUAUUCCGCCAGAUUAUAUCCCUCAGGAAACCAGAUAUUCUCGCUGCUUUCAUUGCCUGCUGUUUUGAUUCUUGCCACAGAUGCCUGUCGCUAGAUAUUUCCACACCUAAGUAUCUGCAAUCCAUUACCUGUUCGAUUAUAUGGUCGUCCACUACUAACUUACAUCUAAUUGGGUUCCUGGAUAUUACCAUCGAUUGGGUUUUCUCUUUGGAUAGUGUCAGGGUAUACUUUUCGGCGGUUAUUUUGAAUUUUUGUAGUAGGCGUUGUAAGUCAUCUUCGUUCUCGGCUAUUAAGAUUGCAUCAUCUGCGUAGCAAAGUAUUCUCAUGGUUCGGUUACCCAUUUUGUAUCCCUGAUUCAUUAUGUUAACACUACCUAUAACUUCAUCCAUUAUUAAAUUAAAUAGGCAUGGACUGAGGCUGUCCCCUUGUCUAAUGCCUGCAUUGUUUUUGAUUUCUUCCGUGAGCCCGUGUGUGGUUUUAAUUCGUGUUUUGUUGGAUCUAUUGAGCUCUUUGAUUAUGUUUCUAUACCUCUGACCUAUGUUUUUCUUUUCAAGGAUAGUGAGCACGUCCUUUAAUCGUACUCUGUCGAAUGCUUGUUUCAGAUCUACAAAGCAUGUGAACAUGGGCUUGUCGAAUUCUAUUGAUUUCUCAACUAAUUGUCGCAUUAUGAAAAUAGCGUCUAUUGUAGAUCUGUUUGGGCGAAAACCCUGUUGUUCUUCCGAUACACCGGCUUUCUUAUAUAUUUUUUGGGAUAGAAUUUUUGUCAAUAGUUUUGAUGUAGAAUUGACUAGUGUAAUUCCUCGGUAGUUCGUAGGAUCUGUCUUUACGCCUUUCUUGUAGAUUGGUAUUGUUAUACUCUCUCUCCAUUCCUCUGGUACUGUCAUGUUGUUUACAAUUUUUUGGAAUAAUGUUGUUAUCUCUUCUAUUAUUUUUGUACCUCCGUAUUUAAUUAAUUCAUUUGGUAUAUUAUCCGGGCCUGGUGAUUUUCUAUUUUUUGAUCUUUUGAUUGCUUCGUUUACUUCUUCUUGGGUGAUGUUGUCAUUCUCUGUUUCUUCUUGGUGAAUGUUUUGUAGGUCAUUUCUUUGUACUUCAUUAUUAUCGUCGUUAUCGUCUUUGUAUAGAUUCUCGAAAUGAGUUACCCAUUCUUCUGGUUUUGUUGCGUUAAUUUGUAAUUCUUCGGUAACCGGCUUCUUCCUGUUCCUCAACAUGUUCCAUACCUUCCUUUGACCUCCUCGUAAAUCAUGUUCCAUGUCAUUUGAGAAUUUUUCCCAAUAUAUUUGUUUUAGAUCUUUGAUUCUGUUAGUUGUUCUAUUUCUUUCUGAUUUAUAUCUUUGAUACCCUUCUGGGGUCCUAUUGUUAAUAUAUCUUACGUAUGCAUCUUUCUUCUCUUUUGCUAAAUCUUUGACUUCCUGUGUGAACCAUGGUUUUUGGUUUCUGCCGCUGUUUAAGUCAAUUGUUCUUUCUCCAAUGGCUUCUUUUGCACUACUAGUUAUAUGAUUUUUUAUUUUUUCCCAUGCUUCGUUUAUAUUGUCUGUGAUUUCAAUAGGGCUAAGAUUGAUCUUUUCCUCAAGUCUUUUUUGGUAGAGAUCCUUAGUACUUUCGUCUUGUAGGGAUUCUAUGUGCGUAAAUAAUUCAUAUUGUCAAAUUGACGUAGGUAUAUUUCAGUCAUUGAAGAAAAUGGGAUUUCGCAAACGUUGUGUUAUAAAUUUUAAAAAUUAUAUGUUGCUCCACAAUAUUGAUAUGAUAUGCAAUUAUUAAAGUGAAUUUAAUUAAUUGUAUUUUGCUUGUAGUACUGCAUUUUAAUAAUUAAUUUUAUUUACUACAUACUAACAAUGUCUACCUUUUAAUAAUAUAACCAAAAUCUUACUAUUUCUUCUAAUGCUUUUUUGGGCUAUGGCCUUGACAAUUAUCCAGUAACCAGGAUCAUGUAAUUGGCCAAUUUAAUUAAAAGUGCUAAAAAUGUUGCUGAGCUAUGAAACCAGGUGUCGCUCUUCCGAACUUGCACGGUCCCAAUACCUUUUACGGUAUGGAUAUACCAGCCAGUUCAGUCUGGACUAAGCUGGCAUUUUUGCCCAUCUUUUCCAAUUAAUGUUAGAAACACUGUAUCUCUUCCCCUCUUUUUCGGAAACUUCUGUUGCCACGAGAUAUGCGGUAUCUUUGUUUCCAGAAUUUCCAAUUUUCGCUAAGGUUCCCAGUUAUACACAGUGGUGGCAGUCCCCAAAUAUUCAUUUUUCUAUCCUGCCUUAUUGAAUUUCGUGAAUAUAUUUUUUAAUCCAUUCCGAUAGCGAAUAUAUCUGCAUAUUUUUCAUUAAAUAUUUUAAUUGCAUAAAUGUACGAAACAGAAAAGUGUCUGUAAAAUUAUGAAACAGGUUUUAAAAAACCUGAAUUUUAUUUCAUGGGAGGUUUUAAAACAAGCAAACUUUUUAUCAAGACUUUAUCAAGAUUUCGCGUGAAAAGUAAAAUAAAAAUGUGCCUCCUAUUUUUUAUGUAUACCAUUGUUUAAAUUUGCCUAUACUAGUGCUUCUUUAAUUUUGAUAUUUUUUCUGAAAUAGUUAAGAAUAACUGACAUUAAAUCUUUAGUUAAA
This is a messenger RNA of Diabrotica virgifera virgifera (western corn rootworm), 10544 nucleotides long. RefSeq lists its product as uncharacterized. Lineage: Eukaryota; Metazoa; Arthropoda; Insecta; Coleoptera; Chrysomelidae. The record is from RefSeq and is a predicted model, not a curated record. The coding region runs from base 144 to 1223 and encodes 359 amino acids. The transcript has 8 exons.